Molecule: messenger RNA, 776 nt
Organism: Setaria italica (foxtail millet)
Lineage: Eukaryota; Viridiplantae; Streptophyta; Magnoliopsida; Poales; Poaceae
Product: 10 kDa chaperonin 1, chloroplastic
Exons: 6
Coding region: 151-552 (133 amino acids)
Cellular component (GO): mitochondrial matrix
Molecular function (GO): protein folding chaperone; ATP binding; protein-folding chaperone binding
Source: RefSeq, a predicted model, not a curated record
UCGAUCCACCCAUUCCAUCCUCGCGAGCAAGGCGAGCAGAUAAGAGGGACGGGACGCACCCCCCGGCGAUUGCCGAAGGCCGGAACGAACCAGCCCCCUCUUCCUCCUUCUAGAAGCUUCCGCGCCCCCUCCCCUAGCCUCCGCUCUCCAAUGGCGCCCUCCCUCCUCGCCGCCGCCGCCUCACCCUUCCUCGUCGCCGGCAGCAGUACCAGCCGCCGGCCGCUGGGCGCCGCCCCCAUCCGCCGGGCCGGGCUGCGCGUUGCCGCGCUCAAGUACGACCCUGCCAAGGUGGCGCCGCAGUCCGACCGGGUGCUCGUCCGUCUCCACCAGAUCCCUGAGAAAUCUGCUGGAGGUGUAUUGUUACCAAAGUCUGCUGUUAAGUUCGAGCGAUAUCUGAUGGGUGAGAUUCUAUCGGUCGGUGCUGAUGUUAGUGAAGUUGAGGCCGGAAAGAAGGUUCUCUUCUCAGAUAUCAAUGCUUACGAGGUGGACCUUGGUACAGAUGAGAAGCACUGUUUCUGCCGGGAAUCGGAUUUGUUAGCUGUUGUUGAGUGAAGUUUACCCUCAAAAUUUAGACUUGGGCACCAAUGCUCCAACCGCACGGGAUUGAUUUUGUGUCAACUUUGUUUUAUGCCAUUUGAAUGUUCAUGAAUUCCACAACCUGAUGAGUGUUAGUUACCAGUGAAUUUUGGCCGUCAUAACUCAUAAGCAGGAAUUAUGAUAUGCUUCUUUCUUUUAUACAGUACGCUCACAUAAAGUGGUCGGAUUCUAGAUACGAA